Molecule: messenger RNA, 607 nt
Organism: Medioppia subpectinata
Lineage: Eukaryota; Metazoa; Arthropoda; Arachnida; Sarcoptiformes; Oppiidae
Source: the annotation of a GenBank genome assembly
UCUUAAAUCUGUUCUCAAAGACAAACCCAUUGUCUUCGAGAGACAACCGGAAGACCACAUGAAUAAUGUGUUUGAAUAUUAUAUUUCGUGUGAAAUAUUCAAAGAGAUCUUAGAAAGUGUUGAAUAUCUCCACUCAUGUGAUCCACCGGUCAUUCAUCGGGAUCUCAAACCCGACAACAUUUUAAUUUCAGUCAACAUUACAUCCAAUCGUUGUGUAAAACUGUGUGACUUUAGUUUGGCCACCGAUCACAACACCGACAGACACACUGCCAGCCGAUACGGGCACACAUCAUGUGUGGGCACUUUGGCAUAUAUGGCACCCGAACUGCUUUCAGGCAGUGUUUAUAACCACUUAUCAGACAUUUAUAGUCUGUCUAUAAUCGGUCAGAAGUUGUUUGGUAUCGAUCUUCAGGCCUCUCAAACAAUUGAAGCCAAAGACUCAGUCAUUAAGAAACCGAUACUUUGUUUGUUUGAAAUACUGGAGAAAAUGAUGUCAACUCCGCGAUGGAGACAACGGCCUGACUGUCAGCAAGUGUUGGCCACACAUAACGAGUGGUCUAUCGAUAAAACUGUUGUCAUUAAUGAUAUGGAUUUCAUUAAAUAUAGG